AAGCGAGCAACGUGAUUGGCCCAGGCCUCGGAAAGAGUGCCCGGGGAUCCAAAUGUACAGGCCGCGUUUAGCUUAGUGUCGAAAAAAUAUACCCAAACAAUAACAGACAAAACCGAGAAAGAAGAAAUAACGACGAUAUAUUUGAAGGAGUCCAUAAUCAGGGUUCUCUCCCCCGAUGGAAGGAAGAAACACCAGCAACACACUGUUCUUAUUUUAGAGAGCAUUGGCAUCAAAUGUGAAGAUCAAAGAGAUGGACCACGGUGGAGGGAUCCUGGAGCUACACACACAGGAGUUAAAGAUGCCCCACACCAUGAUCAUGCAAGACUUUGUGGCAGGAAUGAGGGGCCUGGCCCACAUCGAAGGGGAUCACAUUGUGGUGUCCAUGCCAGAGGGCAUGCUCCUGUCUGACGUCAUGACGGACGAAGGCAUUCUGCUGGAGCACGGCCUGGAGGUGGAGGGCCUUGAGACGGAGGUGGAGGGCCUUGAGACGGAGGUGGAGGGCCUUGAGACGGAGGUGGAGGGCCUUGAGACGGAGGUGGAGGGCCUUGAGACGGAGGUGGAGGGCGUGGAGACGGAGGUGGAGGGCCUGGAGACGGAGGUGGAGGGCCUUGAGACGGAGGGGACGGAGGUGGAGGGCCUGGAGACGGAGGGGACGGAGGUGGAGGGCCUGGAGACGGAGGGGACGGAGGUGGAGGGCCUGGAGACGGAGGUGGAGGGCCUGGAGACGGAGGGGACGGAGGUGGAGGGCCUGGAGACGGAGGUGGAGGGCCUGGAGACGGAGGUGGAGGGCCUGGAGACGGAGGUGGAGGGCCUGGAGACGGAGGUGGAGGGCCUGGAGACAACGGAGGUGGAGGGCCUGGAGACGGAGUUGGUGGAGCUGGAGACACAGAUGGUCGAGGGUCUCGAAGAAGACCUAGAGACGGAGGUGAUUGAAGGCCCUGACAUCGGCCACGAGCACUUGCUGGGUGCCGAAGUGGCUAUGGACUCUCACCACCACCACCACCUUCACCAUGUUCUAACCUCAGACCUCAUUCAGGGCUCAGUCCACCAUCACCACCACAUGCCAGACCAGCUCUUUGUGGAGCACCAGGAGGAGGAUGGGGUGGAGGGCUUGGACCAGGAGGUGCUGGUUGGGGAGGAGGUGGGGCAGGAGGAGACAGUGAUCCAGGCCCAUGAGGAGCUGGAGGUGGAGGCUGUCUCUCUGCAGACUGACGAGGAUGAGGAGGAUGUGAAGAGCACCUCGGAGGACUACCUCAUGAUCUCCUUGGAUGACGUUGGUGAGAAACUGGACAUAGGAGACACUCCUCUAGAGAUCACUACUGAGAUGAUGCAGGACGAUGGCUCCAACAAGGAGGGGUCAGAGGUCAUCAAGGUCUACAUUUUCAAAGCAGAGGCCGAUGACGAUGUGGAGAUAGAUGUGUCAGACAUGGCAGAGCAGGUGUACAUGGAGGUGAUUGUUGGAGAGGAAGAGACUUCAGCAGUCCAGGAGAACCAGCUAGAUGACUCUCCAAACAGCAAGAUGUUUGUCCCGGUCUCCUGGGCUGCUGCCUAUGAUAACAGUGUGGACACAGUGAAGAAUGGAGGGACCAGGCCCUACAUUCAGAUCAGAGACGGUCAGGGUACCAACAGAGCCCUCAAACAGAAGAUCAGGAAGAAGAAGAGGAAGGGAGAGACACGGCAGUGCCAGACCGCUGUGAUCAUCGGUCCAGACGGCAUGCCCCUGACCGUCUACCCCUGUCACAUCUGCGGUAAGAAGUUCAGGUCACAAGACUUCCUCAAGUGCCACAUGAAGAACCAUCCUGACCACCACCUUAAGAAGUACCAGUGUACCGACUGUGACUUCACCACCAACAAGAAGGUCAACUUCCACAACCACCUGGAGUCCCACAAGCUACUGGUUCAUCGCAGUGACAGAGACCGAACCUCUUCCCCAGAGUACCCGGACUACAACAGGACCACCCCAGAGUACCCAGAAUACAACAGGACCACCCCAGAGUACCCAGAAUACAAUAGGACCUACACAGAAUACACCCGGCGUUACCACGAAGACAGCCAGCUAGGAUCUAACAAGCUGAUCCUGAGGGACAAGGAGUCCAAACUGCACCACUGUAAGUACUGUGACUAUGAGACUGCAGAGCAGGGGCUCCUCAACCGCCACCUAUUGGCCGUUCACAGCAGGAACUUCGCCCACGUGUGCGUGGAGUGCACUAAAGGCUUCCGGCACCCGUCAGAGCUCAAGAAGCACAUGCGGACCCACACAGGGGAGAAGCCGUACUGCUGCCCGCACUGUGACUUUCGCUGUGCAGACCAGUCCAACCUAAAGACUCACAUCAAGAGCAAGCACGGUGCCGACCUGCCUUUUAAGUGUGGCCACUGCCCCCAGGCCUACGCUGACGAAGGGGAGCUGCAGCGGCACACAGAGAUGGUGCAGGGCCACAAGACCCACCAGUGUCCCCACUGCGAACACAAGAGCACCAACUCCUCUGAUCUAAAGCGACACGUCAUAUCUGUUCACACUAAAGACUUCCCUCACCAGUGUGACGUGUGUGAGAAGGGCUUCCACCGGCCCUCUGAGCUGAAGAAACACUCAGAGAUGCACAAGGGCAACAAGGUGCACCAGUGCAGGCACUGUAACUUCACGACCUCUGAACCUUUCACCCUCAGCAGACACAUCCUGUCCGUUCACACCAAGGACCUCCCCUUUAAGUGUAAACGCUGCCGGCGAGGGUUCCGCCAGUCCACGGAGCUGAAGAAACACAUGAAGACCCACAGCGGGAGGAAGGUGUACCAGUGUCAGUACUGCGAGUACAACAGCCCGGACGCUUCAGGAUUCAAACGCCACGUGAUCUCGAUCCACACCAAGGAAUACCCCCACUGCUGUGACUACUGCUGUAAAGGCUUCCGAAGGCCCUCGGAGAAGAGCCAGCACAUAGCCAGGCAUCACAAAGAUAUGUUGAUGGAGCGUUGUGAAUACAGUGACGACACAACGUUACCCGGAUAGAAACAGACUGCACACACUCGGUCUACGUAGACCUGAUUCACACGACAAAGGGGGAACACGUUUAGGAAGUUGAUAAGGAUGGAAUGGUACAUUUAGAUGGCUAGCGACGAUAACAUUCUGACUGACUGCUUCUCUUUUUCUACUGGUUGUAUAGAGUAGGAAUAGGUCUCACCAGACCCCCCCCAUUCCCUCUCCCCCAGGUGUAAUCAAACUAAGCAUAUUGUGGAAGUUGGGAGAAGAUUAAAACCAGGGUACAUGUAGUCUUUAUGUAUGUAUUUAUCUGCAGAGAGAGGAUUCACCAUAUGAUGAACAUUUAUUAUUCAGGGUCUCAAAUUAAGUCUAUUUUUUAUACAUGUUGAAACUCUGAGGUGGGGAAGACGGACGGUUAUUUGAGAACAUUCAGGCCUCUCUCUCUCUCUGUGUUUCUCUCUCUCUGUGUUUCUCUCUCUCUCUCUGUGUUUCUCUCUCUCUCUCUGUGUUUCUCUCUGUGUUUCUCUCUCUCUGUGUUUCUCUCUCUCUCUCUCUGUG
Molecule: messenger RNA, 3529 nt
Organism: Oncorhynchus mykiss (rainbow trout)
Lineage: Eukaryota; Metazoa; Chordata; Actinopteri; Salmoniformes; Salmonidae
Product: zinc finger protein 711
Biological process (GO): regulation of transcription by RNA polymerase II
Cellular component (GO): nucleus
Molecular function (GO): RNA polymerase II cis-regulatory region sequence-specific DNA binding; metal ion binding; DNA-binding transcription activator activity, RNA polymerase II-specific
Source: RefSeq, a predicted model, not a curated record